This is a messenger RNA of Antechinus flavipes (yellow-footed antechinus), 1709 nucleotides long. Its product is annotated as translation initiation factor IF-2-like. The coding region runs from base 246 to 1709 and encodes 487 amino acids. The record is from RefSeq and is a predicted model, not a curated record. The transcript is spliced from 3 exons. Lineage: Eukaryota; Metazoa; Chordata; Mammalia; Dasyuromorphia; Dasyuridae.
UGGGUGGCAAAGGGCCACUGCCAGCGAGCAUAAGAGAUGCUGCAGCCCCAGCGAGACCCACAGAACUCAGCAGGACACAGAGCAGUGAGCUUCUCCAGGGACGUGGAAAAGUAAGAGCCACUGGGUCUAAACUGCAUUGGAUCAAGCAAAAAACCCUCGGGGGAGUCGGUUGGCACAAAGCCAAGCCACCGCUUUGGAGCGGAGGGAACUCCCCGGGAUCAUCCCCGUGGAGUCUCGGACCCACGAUGCCCAAGACGGAGGAGCCGCAGUCGUCGCUGGAGGACUGGCUGCAGAAGAAGGGCCAGAGCCCCUGGGAGCCUGGCUACUUUAAGACGGAGAGUCCGGCCACCGCGGCCAAGGAGGCCUUCGCCAAGUUCUGCGCCGAAACCAAGCCCACCAAGAGCCAGCGGGAGGCCAGCGCCGCUUGGGCCCUGUGGCAGGCCUGUUUGGACACCACCGAGCUGCUGGCCCAGCGGAAGGAGGAGUGCGACUGCAAAGAAGCCCAGGUGCUGGAGCUGAAGUACAAAUGUGAGCAGCUGAGGCGGGAGAAGCAGCACCUGGAGGAGGCCUGGGAGGCCGAAAGGUUGCGCGGCGGCCAUCUGGCCGUGGGGGGCCCCGAGGCCGCGGCGGGCCCGGGGUGCUCCCGCAACCAGGCCAAGUACGCCGAGCUGCAGGAGCGCAGCCUGCAGCUGGAGGCCGAGAAGGUGCAGUGGCAGACCCAGAGGCAGGAGCUCAAUGAGGAGCUGAGCAAGAUGAGGCAAGACCUGGAGCAGGGCCAGGUCCGCUUGACAGCCCUCCUGCAGGCCAACCGCGAGGACCGGGAGACCUGCCGCGAGCUGCAGGAGAGCUACGCGCAGUGCCAGCUCGAGAUCGAGAGACUGCGCAAGCAGUGCAAAGAGCAGCAGGCCCUGGUCGCCGCCCAGGUGCGGCCCCGGCCCCGGGCCGAGGGGGAGCCCCGGGCCGAGGGGGAGCCGCGGGCCGAGGGGGGGCCGUGGGCCGAAGGGGGCCCGCGGGCCGAGGGGGGGCCGCGGGCCGAGGGGGCGCCGCGGGCCGAAGGGGGGCCGCGGGCCGAGGAGGCGCCGCGGGCCGAGGGGGAGCCGUGGGCCGAGGGGGAGCCGCGGGCCGAGGCGCAGCCGGAGCCCCAGCCACUGCUCCAGACCCCGCCCCCGCUCCCGCCUUGGCCGGUCUACCCUGCCCCGCCGAGCUACGGCCCGGCCGCGGGCCCCAGGUUCGAGCAGCCCUGGCCCUGGGCGCCUCAGCCCCCCAGCCAGGGGCCUCGGAUCGGCGGCCCUCCGUGGAGCCCGCAGGCGGGCCGCUGGAAGAGCCCCGCCAGCUGGAGGAGGGUGUGCCAGGCUUGCGGCGCCUGGGGGCGGGCGGAGAGGAGAGGCGGGCCUUGGGAUUGCCUCCCGUGCCGGGGCGCGCCGGCUCCCGAGCACCUCACCCUUGCCGGGUGCGGAGGCUACUUCCCCAUGAGAGCCCCGAGCGUGCUGGAGCCCGAGAGGAUGUGGAGCCCCGCCGAGGCUCCCUGGAGAGGCCUUCGGAGGCGUGGGCCCUACCGAGGCGGGCCCUGGAAGCGAAGCCACGGCUCCGGGCCCGCUCCCGGCUCCUGGCAGUGCCCCCAGUGCGGAGUCAUCAACUACGCCCACAGGCUCGACUGCUACAGGUGCCACACCCCGAAGGGGGAGAGCGAGCUGGCCACCCCGCCGUAG